Molecule: messenger RNA, 2826 nt
Organism: Gambusia affinis (western mosquitofish)
Lineage: Eukaryota; Metazoa; Chordata; Actinopteri; Cyprinodontiformes; Poeciliidae
Gene: appl2
Product: adaptor protein, phosphotyrosine interaction, PH domain and leucine zipper containing 2
Exons: 21
Coding region: 71-2068 (665 amino acids)
Biological process (GO): signaling
Cellular component (GO): endosome membrane; cytoplasm
Molecular function (GO): protein binding
Source: RefSeq, a predicted model, not a curated record
UCUGGGAAACCGAGUUCUCAUUCUUUGUAUUUCCAGCCCCUCAUUCCCGUCUCCUGGUACAGCUAACAAGAUGCCGGCCGUACAUCACAAACUGCUCCUUGAGGACGCCUUGCAAGACAGUCCUCAGACCCGCUCCUUGCUGAGUGUGUUUGAGGAAGAUGCGGGGAAUCUGACGGAGUACACCAACCAGCUGCUGCAGGCCAUGCAGAGGGUGUUUGGAGCGCAGAGUGAGAUGGGACUGGCCACAGAGCAGCUUUCACGGCAGCUUCUCGACUAUGAAAAGAAAAACUUUGCACUGGGGAAAGGUGACGAAGAGGUCAUAACUACACUUCAGAGCUUUGCAAAAACCGUCGGAGAGCUAAACUCGCUCCACUCUGAGCUGGCCAACCAGAUGGCCGACAGCAUGGUGUUCCCCCUGAUCCAGUUCAGAGAGAAAGACCUCACAGAAAUAAGCACUCUGAAGGAAAUAUUCGGCAUCGCCACUGAUGAGCAUGAGGCGGCUAUGGUCAAGUACAGCCGACUGCCGAAGAAGAAGGAGAACGAAAAGCUGAAGGCAGACAUGGUGAAGGAGGUGGCCUACACCAGGAGGAAGCAGCACCAGGCCUCGCUGCAGUACUACUGCGCCCUCAAUGCCCUGCAGUACCGCAAGAGAGUCGCAAUGCUCGAGCCCAUGCUGGGCUACACUCAGGCGCAGAUCAGCUUUUUCAAGAAGGGCCUUGAGCUUGUGUCAAAGAAGAUGGAAAGUUUUCUCUCCUCAGUGUCCAACAUGGCCCAAAAUAUCCAGAAGCAGCUGGACGCUGAGGCCGAGACCAUGCGCAUGGCGCAGAAGGAGUUUCUGUCUGUGGAAGACACCGUGUAUAUGCCAGAUAAGGAAACUGAAACCGUCAAUCGCACUCUUAUCCAGAAGGCUGGCUACCUCAACAUUAGGAAUAAAACAGGCCUGGUGACCACGGCCUGGGAUCGACUCUUCUUCUUUACCCAAGGAGGAAACCUCAUGUGCCAGCCUCGAGGGGCCGUGGCGGGGGGCAUGGUGCUGGACCUGGACAACAGCUCCGUCAUGGCGGUGGAGUGCGAGGACAGACGUUACUGCUUUCAGAUAACCUCCCCUUCAGGAAAGACGUCGAUGAUUCUACAAGCUGAGAGCAAAAAGGAGUACGAGGAGUGGAUUUGCACUGUGAACAACAUCUCCAGGCAGAUCUACCUGACAGAUAACCCAGAGGCCGUCGCUAUCAGAUUGAACCAAACCGCCAUACAGGCAGUCACUCCGAUCACCAGCUUUGAGAAGAGACAAGAAGGUUCACCCAACCCCGACAGAGCCAAGCCGGGAGGUGCUCAACCUGCUGGAAGCGACUCCCAGAAAACAGGGGCCGCUCCAGAACCAGAGGACCUGAUCGCUCCUGGGACGCCCAUUCAGUUCGACAUCAUGCUGCCGGCGUCCGAGUUCCAGGACCAGAACAGAGCCGGGGGGAGGCGGACGAACCCUUUUGGGGAAACAGAAGAGAGUACAGGAGCGAGUGAUGACUCCCUCCUGCAGCAGGUGUUCGCCGUGCGCUUCCUGGGCUCCAUGGCCGUUCGGUGCGGAAACAACCAGGAGGUGAUCUACGAGGCCAUGAGGCAGGUGCUGGCGGCCCGCGCCAUCCACAACAUCUUCAGGACCACCGAGGCCCACCUCAUGGUCACCAGCAGCAGCCUCAGGUUGAUUGACCCACAAACUCAAGUAACAAGAAUAAGCUUCCAGCUAGAAGAGGUGUGCCAGUUCGCAGCCCAUCAGGAGAACGGGAGGCUGAUGGGGUUUGUGGUCGAGGGGAGAGACUGGAGCGACGGGAACGAGGAGGGAGAGCCGUCGUUCAGCGCCUUUGUCUUUGAGAGCAACACGGAGGGCGAAAAGAUAUGUUACACCAUAAACUUGGCAAAGGAGAUUACAGAAGCAAAGAAGGAUCCAGAGGCCCUGGCCGAGCUGAUGAAGAACAUGCCUCUGACCAACGACGGCAAGUUCCUUCUCCUGGAACCCGAGACGGGCGACUCGAACAGCGGAGAGAACCAAGAAGACCUGGAGUCUGAGGCCUAGUCGUCAUUAGAACAUUCCUUUUCCUCCAGAAAAAAAAAAACAACAAAACAAAACAAAAACCAGGUUUCAUUACGACCUCCCCGCCCCUAACUCUAGUACUGUAACACCAUCCCAAGAGCGCAGGGUUCAUAUCUCCAGAUUAAGACAUGGCGUUUGACCAGAAACAAAAGUCAAAUCCAUCUCUUUGGGUUCAGUAUCAUCUGUUCCAUGUUUACACCAGUAUGGAUCUUCGAAGUUCUUAAUUUCCUUGUGCACUAUUUUUACACAGCAGGCAGGUCCUAAGGUCCUGCGCCCUGAUUGGUCCUGGUGGUGAAUUAUUCACUUCAGCUUAGGUUUACAUUUGUUUCAUAGUGUGAAGGGUGUUUGUGUACGGAAAGACUCGUAAACCUGUAAGUAAUUAAUCUCUUUUGGCAAUUUUUUUCUUUUCUUUUCUGAACGAAACAAAUAAUGCACUUUUAAGGUUAAGCACUAAUUAAUACAGCAAAAGAAGCUAAAAAAAAAAAAAAAAGAAGAAAGUUUAGACAAUGUUGAUUGCUUUUGCUCACAGUGACUAUAGCGGUUUAUAAUAAUCAGCCAUAAAAUACAGGGCAGGAGAGAAAAUGUUUUGCUCUCUCUCCACAAACUUUAACGCUUCACCAUCUUAAGCAUUCCUGGUGAGCGAUAUUAACAUCAAGCUCGAAGUAGUUCCCCACUACCUGCAUAAAAACAAAUCUGAGGAUAAUCUGUCCGCAACAUCCUCAUUGAACCCCCCCCCCCCC